Spodoptera exigua (beet armyworm) is the source of this 2333-nucleotide messenger RNA. NCBI's taxonomy places the organism in Eukaryota, Metazoa, Arthropoda, Insecta, Lepidoptera, Noctuidae. The record is from the annotation of a GenBank genome assembly.
CUGAGACCCGCGAACGCCAACACGCUUUCGCGACGCCCACUCUCGCAUCGCACCGCCGAGGAACAACACGCGAUAGUGUUCACUUGUGAACGAGUUGCGCGCCCUUUCUCUCACGCAGUGUGAUCGUGCUUCGGUACGUGAAUGCAAAACCGGACUACUCUCUUGGCACGAGACAGCACCGACAAGGAAUCCGCAGCGGAUUAUACCUCUGAAAUUUUUCAAUAGGGCAACAGGAGAUCCACGGCAUGACGGCUACGCACGGCGGCGGACGUGAAGAUGAUCGUCCGGACAAGGAUUCCGUGUACACGAUCAAGACAGGAUUUAAGAACGACGGCUACCAGCACGACCGCGACUCGAACGAUGACAUUGUCAAACCCCCACCGCUACCAGCUGAAGACGACAACUAUAUGUCUGGAAAAGUUAAAUUAAGCGUCAACGAAAAAUGGAGAAUACUAAAGAACAUUGCAGCAGUCAGUGCAGCGUUCAUGAUCCAAUUCACCGCCUUCCAGGGAACUGCCAACUUGCAGUCCUCAAUAAACGCCGCAGAUGGUCUCGGAACAGUUUCACUGAGUUCGAUUUACGCGGCUCUCGUCGUCUCUUGUAUAUUUGUACCCACAUUCCUAAUUAAGAGGCUAACGGUCAAAUGGACCCUGUGCAUAUCCAUGAUGUGCUACGCCCCAUACAUCGGGGCACAGUUUUACCCGGCGUUCUAUACUCUGGUACCAGCGGGUGUAGUGGUCGGGUUAGGAGCAGCGCCCAUGUGGACUUCUAAAGCUACAUACUUGACGCAAGCAGGAAGUGUCUACGCGAAGCUGACAGAUCAAGCCGUUGAUGGCAUUAUAGUACGAUUCUUCGGCUUCUUCUUCCUGGCUUGGCAAACGGCUGAGCUUUGGGGCAAUUUAAUCUCCAGCUUAGUAUUUUCAUCGGGAGUCCACAGCACCAACUCGACGACCGACAACUCGAGCAAGACAGUUCUGACUUGCGGAGCCAACUUCUGUAUGAUUGGCGGUGGUCACCAUGACAACCAGAACCUACACCGGCCGCCAGACAGCGAGAUAUAUGAGAUCAGUGCCAUAUACCUCGCCUGUGUCGUCGUUGCCGUGCUUAUGGUGGCCCUCCUUGUAGACCCUCUCUCAAGGUAUGGUGAAAAGCAAAGAAAGUCGGACCCCUCUAAGGAGCUCACAGGAAUCCAGCUGCUUUCUGCGACCGCUUACCAGUUGAAGAAACCAAACCAACAGUUGUUGAUCCCCAUUACAUUAUGGAUCGGAAUGGAACAAGCCUUUAUUGGAGCUGACUACACACAGGCCUAUGUCUCCUGUGCUCUUGGUAUCCGAUCAAUCGGCUACGUGAUGAUCUGUUUUGGAGUAGUCAACGCCAUCUGCUCUCUGGUCUUCGGAUCUGCCAUGAAGUACAUCGGCAGAUUCCCAAUACUUGUGAUGGGAGCUGCCCUCCACUUGGGUCUGAUCGUCUGGCUCCUGAUUUGGAAACCAAGCCCCGAAUCCCCGACGACUUUCUUCAUCAUUUCUGGUCUUUGGGGCGUGGGUGACGCUGUAUGGCAGACUCAAAUCAACGGGUUGUACGGUGUCUUGUUCAGACGUAACAAAGAGGCUGCGUUCUCCAACUACCGUCUGUGGGAGUCUGCAGGAUUCGUCAUCGCAUACGCCUACUCGACCCAUCUCUGCGCCAGAAUGAAGUUAUACGUCAUGAUGGUGAUGCUCCUAAUCGGAGUAGCUGGAUACAUCGUUGUUGAAAUAUUGCACAAGCGAAAGGCUCGCCGUCUGAAAGCCAUCGCCGAAGACCCAGCCAUCGCCGCCGAGGCCGCUAAACAGCCACCAGAAGAAGACGACGAGAAGGAUGAAAUUGAUGAUGAGAUCAUUAUUACACAUCUGUAAGCCAUUACCGACGGAUUGCUGGGCACAGCGGCAGAGCCCUACCCACAGCCACUUCGAACCGAUGUCUAAACUCCAAGAAAUACAAAGCCUCAUUCACCAGCCUAGGCUAUACCCCCCUCCACAUACACACACACAUAUAUUUAAUUUUGCCAUACUUUAAGGUAUGUACAAAAUGAUAAUGACAUCCAUAUUGUAAUCUCGAAUGUAAUUAGUGCUAUUUAUGUAUCCAAUAGUUAAGUUACUGUAAGUUGGAAGAGGAGUGAAAAAAUUGAAAAGACUUUACAAGUACAAACAUGUGGUUAAACAGGAAACGUGUUAAUUGCUACUAUUGUUGCUGGUGACCACUGCAACGUGUGGCGAGGCCCAUAUUUAAACUAUGAAAUAAAUAAGAAUCUCAUACAGUGUGGUGCUUUGAAUGUACAAAUCCGUUUAGCGGAGGAC